This is a messenger RNA of Triticum aestivum (bread wheat), 412 nucleotides long. Its product is annotated as protein PELPK1-like. Bases 38 to 412 code for a protein of 124 amino acids. The record is from RefSeq and is a predicted model, not a curated record. Lineage: Eukaryota; Viridiplantae; Streptophyta; Magnoliopsida; Poales; Poaceae. The transcript has a single exon.
GCUAGCUAGUACAGUACAAUCAUAGGCAUCCAUCAAAAUGGCUUCAAGAAUCACUGCUGUAUUCCUAGUCGGGCUGCUCCUCUCGUGCGUCGCCAUGAGCAGCGGGGCAAGAAUCCUGGGGAAGGAGACAACUCCAUCCAAAGGCGAGGAGCACCUCCCGGAGCUGCCAAUGCUGCCCAAGGUCGAGCUGCCGCCAUUCCCGGAGGGGCAUCUGCCACCUAAGCCCGAGCUGCCCAAGGUAGAGCUGCCGUCGUUCCCUGAGGUGCACCUGCCACCCAAGCCCCAGCUGCCAACAUUCCCGGAGGUGCACCUUCCAGCCAAGCCGGAGCCGCCAAAGGUGGAGCUUCCACUGAAGCCAGAGAUGCCCACCAUCCCGGAGUUCCACUUCCCGGAGCCGGAGGCUAAGCCAUGA